Nerophis ophidion (straightnose pipefish) is the source of this 7226-nucleotide messenger RNA. RefSeq names its product Down syndrome cell adhesion molecule a (gene dscama). Gene Ontology annotation, cellular component: plasma membrane; axon. Lineage: Eukaryota; Metazoa; Chordata; Actinopteri; Syngnathiformes; Syngnathidae. Gene Ontology annotation, biological process: dendrite self-avoidance; axon guidance; homophilic cell-cell adhesion. The record is from RefSeq and is a predicted model, not a curated record. Bases 746 to 6832 code for a protein of 2028 amino acids. The transcript has 33 exons. Gene Ontology annotation, molecular function: cell-cell adhesion mediator activity.
GAAAAAAUAAUAAAAAUAAAAAUGCCCCUCGCUCGCGUGACUGUGAGGAAGCCCCCCUGCGUGCACCUUUAAGGCGAUGGGAGGAAGACGCCGCAGAGAGGAAGGCGCCGCUUCAUCCCGCACUUGCGUGAGGCGGAGCAGGUCUUAGUGCGCAGUUUUGUGUGUGUGCGGCGUGGGGGAAGAUGCGUGUGCUUGUUGCUCGCCGGACGGAGAGAGGUGCACCAGGCAGGAUGACUUCCCAGCUCUGCUAACAAUCACCCGCACUUUUACGCACAUUUCGCUCUCCUUUAUUUUUAAUUUUUUCACUUCAGCCACUUUCCUCACCUUUUAUGCGCCAGCGGAACCUUCUUACCUGGACCGGGGCUGCCUCAUGUUCAAGGCCGGGCAAAGGUCCGACACGGGCGGACGCGCGCGCGGGUCCACGUUCGAACGGCGAUACUUGUGGAUCUUCUACAGAUAAAAAAAACAACAACACACACACACACACACAAACACACACACACUCGCUUUUGCCCGCCGCAGCACAACACACACACGCAAAGCUGCAGGAAGAAGGAGAAGAAGAGCCGAACAUCCUCCUCUUCUUCAUCUUCUCCUGCGGGGAUUUAGUAGAGAGACGCGCGCACGUCCUUCGUGUCGGCUCGCCAAUGACUUGUUGAAGAAAUACACGCAAUUGGAAGAAGACAGGGUGGAGAAAAGCAGGGAAAAAAAAAAGCCUAAGCGUGGAUAUAGAAAGGAGCGGGGCAUGUGGAUAUUGGCUCUUAUCUUUUCCCAGUGCAUCUUGAAUGUUCUCUGUGAAGAUCUACGUUCCAGCUUGUAUUUUGUCAAUGCAUCUGUGCAAGAGGUAGUGUUUGCCAGCACCACAGGGACGUCGGUGCCCUGCCCCGCCGCAGGCGUGCCACCUGUCUCACUGCGCUGGUACCUGGCCACCGGUGAGGAGAUCUAUGAUGUGCCAGGGAUUCGCCAUGUGCACUCCAAUGGCACCCUCCAGAUCUUCCACAUCCCUCCUUCCAGCUUCAGCAAACUCAUCCACGACAGCACCUACUAUUGCACAGCGGAGAACCCCUCAGGGAGAAUCAGGAGCCAGGAUGUCCACAUUAAGGCUGUCCUACGAGAACCCUACACUGUUCGGGUGGAGGACCAAAAAGCCAUGAGAGGCAAUGUGGCGGUCUUCAAGUGCAUUAUACCUGCCUCAGUGGAGGCUUACAUCACUGUUGUGUCCUGGGAGAAGGACACAAUGUCAAUCAACGCUGAAAUGUCACGGUUUCUUAUCACAUCCACGGGAGCCCUUUACAUCCUAGACGUCCAAAUGGAGGAUGGGCUGUACAACUACAGGUGUAUGACACGCCAUCGGUACACAGGAGAGACCCGACAAAGCAAUAGUGCCCGCCUUAUUGUCUCAGAUCCCACAAACUCAGCACCACACAUCCUGGACAGCUUUGAACGCCGCGAGGUGAUGGCUUCUCAUCGGGUGGAGUUGCCUUGCAAAGCCUCAGGUCACCCGGCGCCCAAGUACCGCUGGCUGAAGGACAACCGACCCCUGGAGCCCGACACACGGUACCGACAGAGUGUGACGGGGUUGCUCAUUGAGAGAACACAACCCAGCGACACGGGCGCGUAUGUGUGUGAGGUGUGGAAUGGCUACGGCAAUGCUGAGGUGGUUGGCAGGCUUCUUGUGAAAGAGACCCUGAAAGUUGUGGUGAGCCCUCGAAAGGUGAAGGGCAGCGUUGGCAGCCAGGUUUCACUCACUUGCGGUGUAACUGGCUCUGAAGAGUACCAGUUGUCUUGGUAUCGCAACGGUGAGCUCAUCUACCCCAGUAACAGCGUCCGGAUGACGGGUCAAAACAGGGAAAACCUCGUUAUGGCUGGGAUGGCCAAAAGCGACGGAGGAGCAUAUCAAUGCUUUGCCAGACAUGGGAAGAUGUCAGCCCAGGACUUUGUUCAGGUCAUCUUGGAAGACGGUACACCAAAGAUUCUGGCAUCAUUUAGCGAGAAGGUCUACAACAUCAAUGAGUUUGUAUCGCUGUCAUGCACUGUGAAGGGCACACCGGAGCCCAGGGUGACCUGGACACUUGAUGACGAGCCAGUAAUACGGGACAGCCGCCAUCGGAUUUCCUACUACACCAACACCGAAGGUCACGUUGUCAGCCAUCUCAACAUCAGCCAGACCCAGGUCCCGGAUGGAGGGGUUUAUCGCUGCAUCUGCAACAAUUCAGCAGGGGCCAUUUCCUACCAGGCGCGAAUAAACGUAAGAGGGCCUGCCAGCAUCAGACCGAUGAAAAACCUCACUGCUAUCGCUGGGCGGGACAUGUACAUCCACUGUCGUGUCAUCGGCUACCCUUACUACUCAAUCAAGUGGUACAAGGACUCCAAUUUGCUGCCGUACAACCACCGGCAGCGGGCAUUUGAGAACAACGGCACCCUGAAGCUUUUCGACGUGCAGAAGGACGUGGAUGAAGGAGAAUACACGUGCAAUGUGCUCGUGCAGCCCCAGUUGUCCACACAUCAGAGCGUCUACGUCACUGUGAAAGUCCCACCGACCAUCCAUCCAUUUGAGUUCCCUCGCUUUUCCAUCGGCCAGAGAGUCUUCAUCCCCUGCGUGGUUAUGUCUGGUGACCAACCAGUCUUCAUCACCUGGCAGAAGGACAGGCGGCCGAUACCAGCCAGCCUCGGCGUCACUAUUGACAACAUCGACUUUACCAGCUCUCUGCGGAUCUCCAAUCUCACUCUGAUGCACAACGGCAACUACACAUGCAUCGCACGCAACCAAGCUGCAGCCGUGGAGCAUCAAAGUCAGCUCAUUGUCCGAGUUCCUCCUAAAUUUGUGGUGCAACCAAAGGACCAAGAUGGCAUUUAUGGCAAAGCUGUGAUUCUGAACUGCUCAGCUGAAGGCUAUCCUGUUCCUACCAUCCAAUGGGAGUACUCCAAAGGUGCCGGGGUCCCUCAGUUCAAACCCAUUGCCCUCAACUCAGGCUUUCGGAUUGAGGUGCUGGUCAAUGGCUCCUUGCUCAUCAAACAUGUGCUGGAAGAAGACAGUGGAUUCUACCUUUGUCGAGUCAGCAACGACGUUGGGGCUGAUGUCAGCAAGUCUAUGUACCUUAAUGUUAAAAUUCCUGCCAUGAUCACAUCCUACCCCAACACUACACUGGCCACACAAGGUGAGGAGAAGAAAAUGAGCUGCACGGCCCACGGUGAGAAGCCUAUCAUGGUGCGCUGGGAGAAAGAAGAACGCAUCAUCAACCCUGAGACCAGUCGCUACGUAGUUACAGUCAAGGAAGUGGGCGAUGAAGUCAUCUCCACCCUGCAGAUCAUGCCCACAGUGAGAGAGGACUCCGGAUUCUUUUCCUGCCAUGCCAUCAACUCCUUUGGAGAAGACAGAGGGAUCAUUCAGCUCACAGUUCAAGAACCCCCAGACCCACCAGAGGUGGAGAUCAGAGAAGUGAAAGACAGAACCAUUGCCCUGCGCUGGACCAUGGGAUUUGAUGGCAACAGCCCAAUCACAGGCUUCGAUAUCGAAAGCAAGAACAAAUCAGCCUCCUGGGACACCGCUCAGAAGACCAAAGAUGUCUCACCUCAGCUCAACCAGGCCACAAUCAUCGACCUCCACCCCUCCUCCACCUACAACAUCCGUAUGUUCGCUAAGAACCUCAUCGGGAAGAGUGAGGCCAGUAACGAGCUCACCAUCACCACUGAUGAAGCAGCUCCUGACGGACCACCUCAGGAUGUGCAGCUUGAAGCCUUCUCCUCUCAGAGCAUCAAAGUUUCUUGGAGGGCACCCAAGAAGCACCUCCAGAAUGGAGCAAUCAAAGGCUACCAGGUGGGCUACAGGGAGUACAGUUCAGGUGGAAACUACCAGUUCAGCGUCAUCAGCGUGGAAACAACAGGGGACAAUGCAGAAAGCCUGGUACUGGACAACCUCAAAAAGUUUACCCAGUACGGGGUUGUGGUGCAGGCUAGCAACAGUGCAGGGACUGGGCCCUCUUCGACAGAGGUGGCUGCCACCACACUGGAGGAUGUACCAAGUCGUCCUCCAGAGAACGUCCAAGCCAUGGCUACGUUUCCAGAGGUUAUUUCCCUGUCCUGGCUGACCCCACCUAAGGAUGCACUGAACGGAAACCUUCUGGGUUUCAGAGUUAUUUACUGGGCCAACCUGCCUGAUGGAGAGCUGGGUGAGAUCAGUAAUGUCACAACUUCCAAGCCCUCACUGGAGCUGGACGGCCUGGAGAAAUACACCAACUACAGCAUCCAGGUGUUAGCCUUCACCCGAGCAGGCGACGGUGUCCGCAGUGAACAGAUUUAUAUCCGCACCAAGGAGGACGUUCCUGGUCCUCCGGGCGGUGUAAAGGCGGCAGCUGCUUCCAACUCAGUUGUGUUUGUGUCCUGGCUUCCUCCUGUCAAAGUGAACGGCAUCAUCAGAAAAUACACAGUUUUCUGCUCCAACCCACAUCCCACGGUCAGCAGUGAGUUUGAGGCAGCCCCGGAUGUGUUCUUCUACCGGAUCCCCAACCUGAGCCGUAACCGACAAUACAGCAUUUGGGUGGUUGCCGUCACGGCUGCAGGCCGUGGAAACGCCAGCGAGAUCAUCACUGUUAAACCCAUGGCAGAAGCUCCAGCACGCAUCCUGACCUUCAACAGGACAGUGACGACACCCUGGAUGAGAGACAUUGUGUUACCUUGCAAGGCAGUGGGCGAUCCGUCUCCAACAAUCAAGUGGCUGAAGGAGAUAAACGGAACCCCCGCACCUGUCGUGAUUGACAGCCGGCGCAGUGUCCAUGGCAACGGCAGCCUCGUUAUUCGCACAGUAAAAGCGGAGGACUCUGGGAACUACACCUGUGUGGCCAGUAAUAGCUUUGGCUCCGAUAUGAUCGUCCUCAACCUGCAGGUUCAAGUUCCACCUGACCAGCCUCGCCUCACAGUGACCAAGACCACCACAACAUCCAUCACACUGUCCUGGAUACCUGGAGACAACGGCGGCAGCUCUAUCAGAGGUUACAUUUUGCAAUAUUCGGAGGACAACAGCGAGCAGUGGGGAAACUUCGCCAUCAGUCCAAGUGAGCGUGCAUAUCGGCUCGAGAACCUCAAGUGUGGCACCUGGUACAAGUUCACACUCACAGCCCAAAAUGCUGUGGGGCCCGGACGCAUCAGUGAAAUCAUUGAAGCGAAGACCCAUGGCAAAGAACCUCAGUACUCCAAAGAACAGGAACUCUUCACCAGCAUCAACGCCACCCGAGUCAAGCUCAACCUGAGCGGCUGGAACAACGGCGGAUGUCCAAUCACUUCUUUCACGCUGGAGUAUCGUCCCAUGGACUCGCCUUCAUGGACCACGGCGCAGCGCACCUCCCUCACCAAAAGCUACGUCCUGUAUGACCUGCAGGAGGCCACCUGGUAUGAGCUGCAGAUGAAAAUCUACAACAGCGCCGGCUACGCUGAGAAGAGGAUCAAGUUUGCGACGCUCAGCUACGACGGCAGUACCAUUGCCCCGCUAGUUAAGGCCCCUAACAUAAGCGAGGACACGUCCGGUGGCAGCGAAGGUUUGAAAAUGAUGGUGACCAUUUCUUGUGUGUUGGUGGGGAUCGUCGUCAUCUUUAUCGGCCUGCUGGUGCUGCGGAGGAGGAGGCGUGAGCAGAGGCUAAAGAGACUACGAGAUGCAAAAAGUUUGGCUGAGAUGCUAAUGAGUAAAAACACACGUCCGGCCGAGCCAGUCAACAAGCAGCAGCAAACGCUGCGAAUGCACAUCGACAUUCCCAGAGCUCAGCUUCUAAUCGAGGAGAGAGACACCAUGGAGACUGUUGACGACAGGUCUACUGUGUUACUGACCGACAACGACUUUGGGGAAACCCAGAAGCAGAAGUCCUCCACAGUCACCCACACGGUUCACUACCAGUCCCUCUCCCAGGCCACCGGUCCUCUGGUCGACGUGUCCGACGCCAGACCAGGAACCAGUAAGUCCAACCCGACUGCCCGCCGUACAGCCAAAGCUGGCCCGGCUGCCCGCAACCGCUACGCCAGCCAGUGGACCCUAAACCGCCCACAUCCCCCCGUUUCUUCCCACACGCUCAGCACUGACUGGAGGCUGCCCACGCCCAGAGUGGCGGGCUCUGUGGACAAGGAGAGUGACAGCUACAGCGUCAGCCCAUCUCAGGACACAGACCGUGCGCGCAGCAGCAUGGUGUCGACGGAAAGCGCCUCCUCCACUUACGAAGAGCUGGCCAGAGCCUACGAGCACGCCAAGAUGGAGGAGCAGCUGCGCCACGCCAAGUUCACCAUCACUGAAUGCUUCAUCUCCGACACCUCCUCGGAGCAGAUGACCGCCGGCACCAACGACUACACCGACAGCCUGACGUCCAGCACGCCGUCCGAAUCGGGCAUCUGCCGCUUUACCGCUUCGCCACCCAAGCCUCAGGACGUCAGUCGGGUCAUGAACAUGGCGGUGCCCAAAGCCCACAGACCAGGGGGCGAGUUGGUGCACCUUCCUCCCUACCUGCGCAUGGACUUCCUGUUAAACCGAGGCAUGUCCUGCUCAGGCUCAUCCAGAGGGGCGGCCAGCGGGGAGAGGGCGGCCAUGGGCCAGGCCUGCCUGGAGCCGCAGAAGAGUCGCUCGCUGAAGCGGCCCUCCCGCAUGGCGCCCCCGACGCCAUCGGAGGCCCCUCAGGCCAGCAGGGACCCCGCCGCCCAGUGGCAGCCCGGCACGGCCGCCACGCUCCCACACAGGGAGGGGUCGGAGUUGGCCCAGGCCGCCAAGCUCAGCACUUCGCAGGAGUCUCUGCUGGACUCACGUGGACAUCUCAAACAGAGCAGCAACCCCUACGCAAAGUCCUACACGCUUGUAUAACAGCAGGGGGUCCGGGACUCGAACUCACUUUCACGCUGGACUUAACACUCAAGUGCAGUAAAGGGACUCAACACGCAGUUCUGUAAAUACGCCCUCUGAGGUCGGGGUCACUUUUACUAACCUACUUUUAUUUAUUUUACGUUUUUUUGUUGGGUUUUUUUACACAUAAGUAAACAAGCAAAACGACUGCAGCCAAACAAAUUGAGAAAAAGAUGGGAUAUUAUUUGUUCAUUCUUUUUAUAGAAUUCAUGAGUGAUUAUUAAUAUUAACAACAAAAUUAGUUAAUAAUCACUAAUUAUGGAUGGUUCUAUUAUCUAGCUUGUUUUGAUAAGAACUCAGACUUCUGUUUGUUUUUUUCUUCAAUGGAAGAUGGAAUAUAAAGAAAUUGACAUCU